Messenger RNA from Drosophila guanche, 9338 nucleotides. It is a transcript of the gene enok, whose product is annotated as histone acetyltransferase KAT6A. The transcript is spliced from 14 exons. Gene Ontology annotation, molecular function: zinc ion binding; DNA binding; histone acetyltransferase activity. The record is from RefSeq and is a predicted model, not a curated record. Lineage: Eukaryota; Metazoa; Arthropoda; Insecta; Diptera; Drosophilidae. The coding region runs from base 94 to 9225 and encodes 3043 amino acids. Gene Ontology annotation, cellular component: nucleosome; MOZ/MORF histone acetyltransferase complex. Gene Ontology annotation, biological process: nucleosome assembly; regulation of DNA-templated transcription.
UAUAGGCCAGUGCAGUGCUGUGAAAUAGUGUCGAGGCAAAAAUAAUAAAAACUCCGACGUUUAUGUGAAGUAGUAUCAUAACCACCAUUGAAAAUGUCAGUGCAUUAUAAAUUCAAAAGUACACUCAAUUUUGACACAAUCACGUUCGACGGACUUCACAUUUCUGUGGGCGAUCUGAAAAGGGAAAUUGUACAGCAGAAAAGAUUGGGUAAAAUAAUAGACUUUGAUCUGCAAAUAACAAAUGCGCAGACAAAAGAAGAAUACAAGGAUGAUGGAGUCCUUAUACCAAAAAACACCACCCUAAUCAUCUCACGAAUACCCUUGGCUCAUCCCACGAAGAAGGGCUGGGAGCCGCCAGCCGAAAAUGCGGCACCUGCUGCCUCCUCCAACAAGCAGGAGAACUUCAAUAUGGAUCUCUCCAAGAUGCAAGGCACUGAAGAGGACAAAAUCCAUGCAAUGAUGAUGCAGAGCACCGUGGACUAUGACCCAAAGACGUAUCAGCGUAUUAAGGGACAAUCUCAAGUGGGCGAAGUUCCCGCCUCGUAUCGUUGCAACAAGUGCAAGAAAACUGGUCACUGGAUCAAGAAUUGCCCGAAUACAGGCGGCAAAGAUCAGUUUGAGGUGAAGCGAACCACUGGCAUACCGCGCUCCUUCAGGGACAAGACGGAAACGGCAACCGAGGAAGAGGCAGCCAUGUUUGUAAUUCCAGCGGAGCAGAGUCAGGAAAUUCCCGAGGAUUUAAUCUGCGGCAUUUGCCGGGACAUUUUUGUCGAUGCCGUCAUGAUACCCUGCUGUGGCAGUUCCUUCUGCGACGACUGUGUGCGAAAUUCGUUGCUGGAGUCCGAGGAAAGCGAAUGCCCGGAUUGCAAGGAGAAGAACUGUUCACCGGGUUCCCUGAUACCAAAUCGGUUCCUCAGAAAUUCUGUGAAUGCUUUCAAAAACGAAACUGGCUAUACAAUGCGUGCCGCCAAAUCGGUUGCAGUUAAAAAGGUGGAGAAACCCAUUGAUGAAAAGCCGCCAGGCAGUGAGGACAAACCUAUCGAAGAGAAGCCAAACAUUGAGGAGAAACCCAUUGUGGAGAAGGUGGAGAAGGAGCCAGCCGCCGUGGAAGUGGCCAGCAAAGAAAAGAGUCUAAAGCAGGAGGAGCAGCCAGAGACAAAUGGCAACAAGCACACGCAUCCGCCCAAGGUGACAUCUCUGGAACCAGCUGAAGCUAAACCCACAGCUAUAACCACAACAGAUGGCAAUGCGCAUCACUCACAAAAGGAAAAAGAAAAGGAAAAGGAGAAAGAAAAGGACAAAUAUGAUUCGGAUUAUGAGGAUAAUAUAACUAUAACGAUGCCCCAAACACUGGCCGAUUCAGCAUCGAUUGUCUCCAGCAAGAUGUCCCCCACGUAUCCAAGGAAACCUCCUGCACAUCAUGUGUCCCACAGACGCGAGCAUAAAAUGGAUUACAUGUCCGAGUCCGAUAUGAAGCGACGCCCAACAACGCAGUCGCAAUCACAAUCGGACUCUGGGAAGCCACACAAUGAACGUGGGGAACGUGGGGAACGUAGCCUCCUGCCCACGCCCAUCUCGACACACCAGAGCUAUCAGGGUCAUCAUGUGGUGAACGAGCCGGAUGAGGUGCAUCGCGGAAAUGUGUACAAGCCGCCGUAUAUGCAAAUGCCUCGGGGUCCGCCCCCAUUGCAUAUGAUGGGCCACCACAUACCGCCACAGUACAGCAAUGGAUACAAUAAUAUGGGACAGCGGCCGCCCUUAAGCUUUGUGCCGUACCAGAACCAGCCUGUGCAUCCCAUACGGGCGCAGUAUGGACCCUCGGGCGGAAAUAUGAACAUGAACAUGUCCCAACAGUUUCAGUCCCCAAAUUUAGCCUCUAUAUAUCAGGGCGUGGCAGCAAAGGUUGGCUCCGGCCUCAUUGACGAUCCUCUGGAGGCCUUCAAUCGCAUUAUGAAGGAGAAGGAGCGACAGAAGUCAGAGAGAUUUCGUAGCGUAGAUCAUCAUAGGUCCAGAUCGCCGGAUAGGCAAAGGUCGCACCGCUUCAAGUCGCCCGUGUACGAGAAAGAGUCACUGCGAGACCUCAAUCUAAAGGAUAAGCGACCUAGAUCGCGGGAACGAAAGCGUGAGUAUAGCUACGAGCGACACACGCGACACAAUCGGCCCAGUCGUCUCGAUGGCUCCAAGUCGCCAAUAAACAAAAUGAAAAGAUCUGCGCCACGUCGUUCCAUAUCCCCAAAGGGCUCGUAUAAAUCAGACUUCAGGGAUAAGUCAUAUUCCAAGCCCAGUGCACCAAGACUUGAUCCAAUUGAACCGCCACCGCCAGGGUUCGAGGGCAUGCAGCUGUUUGAUGAAGCGGCGGCCUAUAAACCGAAGCACCACCUGGGCAGCAGUGGGGGGCAUGCGAAGAGAGGUGCUGUCGCCGACGAUGAUAUGCCACGCAAGCGGCAAAGAUCGCGCAGCAGAAGUAAGGAAACGCAUCAAAAACUGAUCGACACUAGCUUCAGAAGCCUGACUCCUCCCCCAGCGAAAAUAGCAAUUACCGGUGCGAGGCAGCCGACUGUUGGCUCCAGCCACGAUCACAGAGAACGGACGCCCAAGACGCCGGAAAGAGGACGGGAAGAGUAUUGUGUGCAGCCGAUACCCCGAGCGGUACGUAGUCCGAAUGCAGUUCCAGAGGCAACUCCUGUCAAUUUCUUGGAUGGCAUCGAAAAUGCGGGGAAGGAGAACAAGAGCAAGAGUCCUCUGACGUUGAAGGAGCGCAAGAAGAAAAAGAAGGACAAGACUGAACGUAAGAAAAACAAAAAAGACAAGAAGGUCAAGAAGGAAAAGGAGAAGCACGAGAGAGCCAAGAAGAGUUCGUCCAUGAAUCGAUCCGAUUCGGAGCUCAACAGCAUGCAACAAAUCGAGCAGACAUGUAAGAUAACUCCCCCCCUAAGGGCUAUGGCCGAGAGCUUUGACAAAUAUGAAUCUGCCUCGAACUCCCCAGCCCAGGGCAGCAGGAGCCAUGAGGUUGUGAAACCCAUUAAGGCUCUAUUUGCUGUUGAGGCUCCACACAAGCAUCAUUUUGGUGAGGAGAACGUCAGUGCCUCCUCCAGAGGUGGCAAGCGAAGUGACGCUGCGUCGGCCAAUGCGAUGAACCUUUCCAAGUGGGAACUGGAGGAGAACAGCUUGUCCUGCAAUUUCGAUGAUAGCUUCAAGAGGUCGGGCUCUGUCAACUCCACUGGGGAACACAAUGAGAUCACCUCGGAUGUUAUACGCAAGGCAGAGAAUGCGAUCUUCGCGAAGGCAAUAAACGCCAUCCGACCUGUCGAAUUUCAAGUUGUAAUAAAUUCCAAGGGCAACAGCAAGGACCGCUCCGUAUCCAUACGAAAUGAUAAUAAGGAUCGCUCGCUCUCGCCGAAGCAGCGCCCCAGCAGCAAGUCCGUGAAGGAGCGACUGGGCAACAAGGUGGUGCGUGAAAGAAGUCGCUCAGAGGACAAGUCCAGAGGAGGCAAACGGCGUGAGAUUGUGGCUAAAGUUGCAGGUGAUGAUGAUGGCGGCUACAGGGGCCGAGCGGACAGGGCCCACAGCGGGUCCCGGCGGAGGGACAAGCAAUCGAGGGAUAGGGACAGAGACAGAGCACUCUCCACAGAGAAAAGACACUCGCAGCAGGCAAGAGGCGGGCGGACGCUACCCGAGAGCGAUAGACAAAGGCGGCCUUACAAGGACGCCAAGCACCACGAUAAGUUCGAUCAGAUCAAUAUCCACGACUCGGAUCGAAGGGGAGUCCGAAGCGUCAAGUCGGGCGAAGGACGCAUUGUGUCGUCCGUGUCUGUGGCAGCCGCGCCGCCGAAGCCAUGCCGCCCAGAUAAUCCGUUUAGACGUGCCGGUGACAGCAGUUCGUCGAGUAAUUUAGUCUUAAAAUAUGAUAACACGAUACAGAAUGAUGGAUCGUCGCAUCCAGCAAGCGGCCGCUCGGCACCCGAGAAACAAAAGGAAAAGGAUAAGAAACUUAAGAAACAUGCUAAAUAUUCGUCAACCGAUUCAUUGAAGAGCGAGAAGCGCAAGGAGCUGAAGAGCAAACGCAAGAACUCCAGUCCAUUCCCGCAGGAGUACGCCAGAUUAAUUAAACUCUUUCUGUGUGAAUUCUGUUUAAAAUAUACAAAAAGUCGCUCUGUGCUGGACAGGCAUCAGAACAAGUGCAUCUGGAAGCAGCCGCCGGGCACUGAGAUAUUUCGCCAGGGGAAUAUUUCGGUGUUUGAGGUGGAUGGCAAUGUGAACAAGAUUUAUUGCCAGAACCUGUGCCUGCUGGCCAAGUUCUUUUUGGACCACAAGACGCUCUACUACGACGUGGAGCCCUUUCUGUUCUAUAUCCUAACGAAGAACGAUCAGAGCGGUUGCCAUUUGGUGGGAUACUUUUCGAAGGAGAAGCACUGCACACAAAAGUACAAUGUCUCCUGCAUCCUGACCAUGCCGCAGUACCAACGGCAGGGCUAUGGCCGUUUCCUGAUUGACUUUAGCUAUCUGCUGAGUCGGGAGGAGGGACAGCUGGGCACGCCCGAGAAGCCGCUCUCGGAUCUGGGGCGUCUCUCCUACUUUUCGUACUGGAAAUCCGUGGUCCUCGAGUAUCUGUACAAGUAUCGCAAUCAGUCAAAGAUCACCUUCAAGGACAUUGCCAUCAAAACGGGCCUCGCCAUAUCGGACAUUGCGCUGGCCUUCGAGCUGCUGAAUUUUAUCAAAUUGCGAAAGAACGACGGGGACAUUCGGUAUCAGAUAAACGUAAAAAUCGACUGGAAGAAGGUUCUGGCACACAACAAUCGCAUGACGAACAGCAGGACGCGCAUUCUCAUCGAGGCCGACUGCCUGCGCUGGAGUCCCCUGUUGUCUGUGUCCAAGUUGCCAAACAUCAUCAAACCAAUCUCCAAUCGGGAGUACUUGAACAACCAACUGAUGCAGAAAUCCGACCACAAGGAGAAGGAACUUCCCUCUCCCGACACCAAAGUCGUGGUGGCUAAGCAAAGUAUUACCACUGCGAAGCCGGAAGCGAAUCCAGCGACCAGUGGCAGCGAUGAUCACAUCAAAAAUCGCAUCGCUGAGAGGCAGGAAGAGCAGCGGGAACAACCGCGAAAGCGACGCUCCAGCGAGGAGUUAUUGAAGCUGAACGCAAGCGUGAGCAAGAAGAUAAAGCUAGCUCUGGAGCAGCAGGCGGCGGCCGAUGAUCACUCGUUUGGCGACAACUCGGACUCUUCCGAUUGCAAGUCCUCAAAGAACUCGAACGAGCUGUCCGAGCACUUGACCAAACGAGCGCAGAGACUGGCGAAGCGCAAUGAUGGCGUCAUGAUUCCGCACACGAACAAGCGAAAGCAUUUCGAGCGGCAACUAGACAAUAGUGUCGAGCAGAGCUGCGAGCCAGAGACGACGCUUACGGUGGACGCUGCAUCUGUCGCGGAAGAGCCACACUCCAAGGACGUCUGCAGGAGUCAGGCCGAAAAGACUGAACAUACCGACAAGCCUGUCAAUAUCGUGCCCAAGCUCAGGGGCAAGCAGUCCAAUGGCAAGCGAUCCGAGGAGUCGCAGUUUACAGAAGCCACAGAGGCAGUAGCAGCACCUGCUGCAGCAUCAGUUUCAGCGCCAGCUGCAGCACCCAGCAAACAGUCAGCCACUGAAGAGCAGCCGUUGAAAACAGCCAACGCUGAUGUCGCUGUCAAGGCAGCAGCCGAGCCGGAGAAGAGCGAAGCGGAAGGCAACAGUAGCAUCAGCGAGCAGGUCCUAGAUGCCGUGGCCAAGAAAACUAAAAAGACUGUCUUCUCCGAUUCAACGUCCUACAAUACGAACACUGAGAGCGAAGUCAAGUUUAGCGUAACGCAAAAGUCCACGGAGCAUGCAAACGAACCAAGAAAAGAGGCGACGGACGUCAAGGAGCAUAAACUGCUGCAGCUUGAAGCUCCAGCACCAGCACCAGCUCCAGCUCAACCUGCACCCGCUGCUCCAGCUCCAGCUGCUCCAGAGCUGAAGAUCGUGCAACCCAAGAGUCCUGUCGUGGUGGAGAAAAAAGAAGAACCUCCUGUGCUGGCCCCACAGCAGCAGCCUGUGGCAGUGCUGGUAAAGACUGGCAGUCCCGUUCGCAUGACAGAAGAAAAGAAACCAAAUCUGGAUUUGAGCUGCCUGAAGCCAGAGGCAUCGGUGUUUACGGAACUACUGCCGCCAGUACAGCCACCAGCUCCAGUGGCUCCUCCUGCGGCAGUAACGCAUGAAAAGCCCAAGGAAAUUGCAGCUGCAAUGCCACACGAAGCGCCAGUGCCGGUGCCCGUUGCGCAGAAACCAAUGGAAGUGAAAAAACUCGAAGUGAUGGCACCCACACAUCAACCAGCUGGCAAUGGAAACACGAAUAUCAAUGCCCAUCAGCGUGCGGAGGCUACACAUUCCUAUGUGGAUCCACCAAAGCCGCAGCCACAUCUCCAUCUACAAGCGCAGGCUCAAGCUCAGCCACAGUCACAGGCACAGCCACAGCCAUUCAAAGAACCUCCCACAAUGGAAAAGAGUAAUCAGCUGAUGGCCAAGGAUAAUGCGGAUGUCAAGGAGAAGCCAUUGAAGAAGCCCGUGCAGGAGACAGUGCAGCCUGUGGUAAAGCCCGAGGUGCAUCAGGCCUAUGCCGCAGAAAGAAAGUUUGACGCUGCCAAGAUGAAAGCGUUGCCCGAGAGGGAUGUGGUGAAGCCAGACCAUCACAUGGUGCAAGUGAAGGAGGAGGACAAAUCGAAUACGAGAGGACACCCAGCUCCUGCUCCCCCUCCCUCGAACAUGGUGCCCGUGGUGCGGGAGAAACUGCAGCUGAAGGGAAUACCAGAGCACACGCAGCUGCAGAAUCCGAUUCCCAGUCAGUUUAACAUCAAUCAGAUGCCCAACUAUCACCACACCUCGCAGUACUGGCAGUGGGACUACUACAGCUACAAUCUCCACUUGGAUUCGGCCACGCAGAAGGGCCAGAAGCAGUUCCAGAAGGAUCUGGCCACCACCAUGGCCUACACGCACAAUCUAACGCAGAAUCUGUAUCAGUCGGCCAACCAUCUGGCCAUGCACCACGCGGCCACACACCACCAGAUUCAUCAGACCAAGGAGAAGCACAAGCAGGAGCGCAAGAACACGGGCAAGAAGGAUGAGCAUCCGAAGCUACUGUCCAGCGGAAAUGUGGUCAGUGGAUCGCGAGAGGAGGCAGCUCAUGGUCACAGCAGCUGCAACGAGUACGGCGUGAACAAUCAGGCGGCGAUCUACAAUCAGAAAUGUGCCCCACAGCAGAAGAUGUUCAAGCCAUCGCCGGAGCAGGCGCAGCAAAUGAAGUCCCUGGCCAAUGCACAGAACGCGGUGCCACGACAGGGCAAUCCCAAUGCCAAUCCGAUUCCCAACCAAGCUGAAGCGUCGAGUCUGCUGCCGAAUUCGGUUAAUCCACAGACAGGAGGUUCCGUUGCGCCCAAGCAGAAGCUCGAGCACGGCGUCAACGCAGUUCCAGUGAUUUCGCGAGAGAGUAAAAUUAAAAUUGGUCAUCCAAACAUUCACGCAGCGCCGCAACACUCGAACCUGCAGGUGCCCGGGCAGUCCGAGGUCAAUCCGAAUAUGGUCUACAGCCCGGAGGCGGCGGCAUCAGGCAUGCAACAGCAGCAGCAACAGCAACAACAGCAGCAGCAACAGCAGCACUACGAUUGCGGCAUCAAUGCGCAGAUAAAUAUGGAAUCACCCGCCAACAUUGGUAGUGCCAUUAAUCACGGCACCGACAACAUCCAGGCAGCCACGUCCAAUGUGCACAUGCAUCAGCCUCACAGGCAGUACUCGGAUUGCUCCAUGCAGAACCAGCCAGUCACCACGCCCAUGCAUAUGUCCAUCCAGAACUCGCACAUGCAGCAGCAGAACAAUCUGAAUAUGAAUUUAGCACCCGAGGGAUCGCCCAACAUUAGUUUACUGAGCAACGCCCAGCAGCAGCAACAGCAGCAACAACAGCAACAGCAACAUCAGCAUCAGACGAGGAAGUUGAAUACGCAGGCGGAUAAUGCAAACGUUAGUUCCCCCACACCGUCGCAUCGUGCCACGACACCCAAGCAAAUACGCAGUGGCAAUGCUGCACAGCAGCGGGAUGCCAAAAACUCUUCUGCGACAGCCACAACGACAAAUGCGCAUCAUCAGAUACCGCAGGGCGCCGCUUCGAAUAUUCCAAAGUCGCAUCAGGAGUCGUUGCACAAUCUGCAGUAUGGACACCAGCAGAAUAUGCAGCCACUGGACUAUGUGCCGAUACCACAGAUCAGCCAGAACUUUGCGACGAAUCCCUCGAACUAUGACAUUGUGGGCAUGCCGCCAGCUGUCAUACAGCAGAGGAUGUCGCUCAAUAGUUCCGUGCAUCCGCUCGCGAACAGCCAUCAGCGCAUCGAGCAGCCGUCCUCGGCGUGUGCCGUCAACAACUUCUACUUGCAAAACAACAUGCCCGCCAGCGAGAAUGCUCCGCGUGUGCCAGUGUCCAGUUCGUUGGGUCCGCCAUCGGCUGGAGCGAACAACAACAACGACCAGCGGCAGGCCACGCAAGAGUCCAUCUCGGGUUCGAACAGCAGUGGCAGUGGCGGCACCAGCGGCGGCUCCUCUCUGGCAGGCAAUCUGUGCAGUCUUUCGAAGCUGCAACAGCUAACGAAUUGCCUCGAGAGUCAGCCAUGCAACACGUCGCCGGGUGCUCAAGUAAAUCUAGCGCCAUCGCCGCAUCAUCCGAUACCACCCAACUCAAUGACACCGCCACCGCACCUGCUGAUGCAGAACAGGAACAUAUCCACGCCACCCAACAUGCUGCAGACGCAGGUGGCACCGCUGCAGUACCACAAGUACUAUCCCGGCAACAUGAACAUUGCGCCAAUUGCGUCCACGCAGAAUCCCAGCCGGAAUACGCGGAACACACCGUCCGCACCCGUGCAGCACACCUCGGCGCCGAUGAGCAGCACAAACAAUCGCACCCCCAAUGUACACAUCAGUCCCAAUCUGAUGGCCUCCUAUGGGGCGAUCAACAGCUACAGAAUGUCGCCGCAGCAGUCCCCGCCCACCGGCGGCUACAGCUCAAGCGGCGAGUAUCCCAACUCCCAGAUCCCGAUGCAAAUGGGCGUCAUGAAUAUGCAAUCUCAGUACCAAGAUGCAUGCGUGUUGCAGCGAGCGACGCAAUCCAAUCCGAUGUAUCCAACGUAUUCUCCCUACUUACCGCUCAACGGCUCCAUCCGCCGGUAAGGCGGGGAUUCACACAUUUUAUAUAUUAUUGUAUUGACUAUAAUUCCUAUAGAAAUGUGUGCUGUAAAUAUUAAAUCCUUAAUAUAUAUAUUGUCAAUUAAUAAAAACCCAAA